CUCUUCCCUGAACAGCGUUUUGCGUUUUUCACUUCAGCUUCUCCCCUAAAACCUCUCAAUGGGUUCUCUGUACAGAGCUUCAAAAACCCUAAAAAAGUCAACAAGAUAUAUACCUCUAUUAUCUUCAACACUUAAAAUAAUCACCCCAUUUAAUGAUGAGUUAUUGAAUCGGCAUCAUUACUUUGGUUCAGGCCACAGUUUCUGUUCUCAUUCCCGGCACAGUAAGGAAAGUGCUGCUAUAGAUUUGAGUCAAUAUCCAACUGAAAAGAUUAGAAAUUUCUCAAUUAUAGCACACGUUGACCAUGGAAAAUCUACGUUAGCUGAUCGGCUUUUGGAGCUCACGGGCACCAUCAAGAGAGGCCAUGGUCAGCCUCAGUACCUCGACAAAUUACAGGUAGAGAGAGAAAGGGGAAUUACUGUUAAAGCUCAAACAGCAACUAUGUUCUACAGCCAGAAGUUCUGUGACACUGGCACUGCUGAUGCCGGCAAACAAUCAAGUUUUCUACUAAAUCUAAUUGAUACUCCUGGUCAUGUGGAUUUCAGCUAUGAAGUGUCAAGGUCUCUGGCAGCUUGCCAGGGUGCCCUUUUAGUUGUUGAUGCAGCCCAAGGUGUGCAGGCGCAAACUGUUGCAAACUUCUAUCUUGCUUUUGAAUCAAACUUGACAAUAAUACCUGUAAUUAACAAAAUUGACCAGCCAACUGCUGAUCCUGAUCGAGUCAAAGCUCAGCUAAAAUCAAUGUUUGAUCUUGAGCCUAGCGAUGCUCUUUUGACAUCUGCUAAAACAGGACAGGGACUUGAGCAAGUCCUUCCUGCUGUCAUAGAACGGAUACCUCCCCCUCCUGGAAGCAGUAAUUCAGCAUUGCGCAUGCUUUUGUUGGAUUCCUAUUAUGAUGAAUACAAAGGUGUAAUCUGCCACAUUGCAGUAGUUGAUGGUGCACUGCAGAAAGGUGAUAAGAUUUCAUCUGCAGCAACUGGCCAAUCUUAUGAUGUGCUCGAUGUUGGGAUAAUGCAUCCUGAACUUACUCCUACUGGAGUCCUUCUAACUGGACAAGUGGGAUAUGUUGUAACUGGCAUGCGCUCGACAAAAGAGGCACGAGUUGGAGAUACACUGUUUCACACUCGAACCACUGUACAGCCCCUUCCAGGUUUCAAGCCAGCAAAGCAUAUGGUUUUCUCUGGUCUAUAUCCUGCGGAUGGGUCAGAUUUUGAUGCCCUUAACCAUGCUAUAGAGAGACUAACAUGCAAUGAUGCUAGUGUUUCUGUUACCAAGGAGAGUAGCACAGCACUUGGACUGGGAUUUAGGUGUGGCUUUUUAGGCUUACUUCACAUGGAUGUUUUUCAUCAGAGACUGGAACAGGAGUAUGGAGCUCAUGUAAUUUCAACUGUUCCAACCGUUCCAUACAUAUUUGAGUUUUCUGACGGAAGCAAAGCUGAAGUUCAGAAUCCUGCGAUGUUGCCCUCAAAUCCUAAACAGAGGGUUACAGCUUGUUGGGAACCCACAGUGAUAGCAACAAUCAUUAUUCCUAGUGAGUAUGUUGGACCUGUUAUCACUCUUUGCUCUGAGCGGAGAGGCCAGCAGUUGGAGUACUCAUUCAUUGAUAGUCAGCGAGCAUUUAUGAAGUACCGGCUACCAUUGAGGGAAAUUGUUGUUGACUUUUACAAUGAAUUGAAGAGUAUAACAUCUGGCUAUGCCUCUUUUGAUUAUGAGGAUUCAGAAUACCAACAAUCUGAUUUGGUGAAACUUGAUAUCCUCUUGAAUGGACAACCGGUUGAUGCCAUGGCAACAAUUGUUCAUAAUUUGAAGGCACAACGCAUUGGACGUGAACUGGUGGAGAAGCUGAAGAAAUUCAUAGACAGGCAAAUGUUUGAGAUAAUCAUACAAGCUGCAAUCGGAUCAAAAGUUAUUGCAAGAGAGACAAUCUCGGCAAUGAGAAAGAAUGUUCUUGCAAAGUGCUAUGGUGGAGAUGUUACUCGGAAGAAGAAGCUUCUAGAGAAACAAAAAGAAGGAAAAAAGCGAAUGAAGCGUGUUGGUUCUGUCGAUAUACCUCAGGAGGCUUUCCAUCAACUACUGAAGGUUUCAUAACGGUAGAUGACUCAGAGGGCGUGGCCUUUUAAGCAUGGGUGCUGUACUCUUAACAGUUCCCUCCCAAUGUGGGGGCAACCAAUUUCAAUUUUCUGCUGUUGUUCAGCAACUCAAUGUUGUACGGAUACCCUAAAAAAAAUUAUAUUUUUGUAAUUGUUGCUUGGUCAUAGUGAUUAGUGAAGAAAUUAACUGAAAAUCA
Messenger RNA from Rubroshorea leprosula, 2282 nucleotides. The record is from the annotation of a GenBank genome assembly. NCBI's taxonomy places the organism in Eukaryota, Viridiplantae, Streptophyta, Magnoliopsida, Malvales, Dipterocarpaceae.